Messenger RNA from Daphnia magna, 1852 nucleotides. RefSeq names its product trypsin-1. The record is from RefSeq and is a predicted model, not a curated record. The coding region runs from base 391 to 1530 and encodes 379 amino acids. Gene Ontology annotation, molecular function: serine-type endopeptidase activity. Lineage: Eukaryota; Metazoa; Arthropoda; Branchiopoda; Diplostraca; Daphniidae. Gene Ontology annotation, biological process: proteolysis. The transcript is spliced from 11 exons.
AGAAUAGUUAUAGGAUUCCAAACGCAAGCAGUAAGCAUUCAGUCGUGUUUGUAAAACUUCGAGAUAAAGCAGCGUCAGUCGCCGGAAAAUCUUUUAAAAGAAUAUCAGCAUUAGAUGAAUCAGCACUGCUUUUCAUUCAAAUUGCCAAGCAGCUUCCGCUCCUCCGUUAACCCCGUUCAGUGAAAUCUCUUCAGCUGAUUCUUUUAUUUGCCGCCGCUCCUAUAGUGCUCUCUUCAGUGAACGAAGUUACGUUGCUUAGGUAUCAUCGUGGAACUAGCCACAAUAAAAUUGAGUUCCGCUUAAACUUAAAAAAAUUAAUUGUUUUAAAAAGACAAAGUUUUAUCACCUCCUUUGCAACAUCCAUCAUUCUUCGAAUCAAGUGUUGAUAUUAUGGAAACGGAGUUUAAAGUGCUCGUUCGAUGGAUUUCAGUUUUUCUUUUCUUGGCUAUAGAAAUUGGCAAUGUUUGCUGCACAAACUCUUCCAAGGAAUUCCCUGAAGAUAAUCUACCAUUUACCUUUCCAAGUUUUGAUUUUCUUCACCCAUUAGAUAACAUUGAUGCCACGCCUUCCAAUGAAUGCGGAAUCAGCAAGUUCUACAGACAACGAAGACCACGCGACAUUGAAGAAGCUGUUAGUUAUAUAGGCCCAAGAGAUAAAAAUUACUUACUUAAAUCAAUUUUUAAAAAAAUGAGUAACAAACACGACGAACAAUUUGAAAGAGAGACACAAAAUGCCCGCAUCAUUAACGGGAAACAGAGCAAACCAGGCGCAUGGCCUUGGCAAGUCUCUUUACAAUUACUACAUCCUAAAUUGGGCUUCGUUGGACACUGGUGUGGAGGUGUCUUAUUAAAUGGGUUGAAUGGAGAUUAUUGGGUCUUGACAGCAGCACACUGCAUUUCCAAUGACGCAUUCAAUUUUCCCUUCAGUCCUCUGUGGACAGCUGUUGUGGGCGAGCAUGACCGGGCGACGGAAGACGGUUUUGAACAAAGAAUUAUGAUAGAAAAAAUUUAUCUCCAUGAAAGAUUCAAAGAAUAUCAUCAUGACAUUGCUUUGAUGAAAUUACAAAAGUCGGAAAGUUUGCAAAAUGCCACGGAUCGUGUUCGUCCAAUUUGCCUACCAACAGAAGACGACGUUGACACGUUUCAAGGAGUAAGAUGUAUAGCCACAGGAUGGGGACAAUCGAAAAAAGGGAAUAAAUUGGAAAAUAUUCUUCAUCAAACUGAGCUGCCGGUUGUAGACAACUCGCAUUGUAAACAAGUAUACGGUACUAUAUAUAACAUACCAAUAAACGAUUACCAUCUUUGUGCCGGACCUAUAACAGAUGGAGCUUCGGGAACCUGCGUGGGAGACUCGGGCGGACCACUACAGUGUAACUUACUUGAUGGACGAUGGUAUCUUGCUGGCAUUACGUCAUUCGGUUCAGGAUGUGCUAAGCCUGGAUUUCCGGAUGUUUUCACUAGGAUUACGUAUUACCUUCCCUGGAUUCGUGGAAAACUUCGUUUAGGUGGAGAUGGCUUCCACGAUGUUUAGAAUUUCUACUCCAGUUUAACCGGGUUUAACAUUUUACAUAGUCAUUUUUUUUUUCGUUAAUCGUUGGGAAUUCAAAACAAAGGGAUGCGAAUGCAGUAUUUCCUGUGCAUUCAAAUCAAUCAGUUGUGUGUAGGGGAAAGUGGGGCUAGUUGGCCCGGGGGCAGGUUGGCAAAUCUCGUUUUUCGGGAAUACCAAUAAAACUACAGUCCUACAAUAAUUAGGAGUUAUAAAUGUCAUAAUUCCGCAUCUUUUAAAAGAAAAAUCUGUCCAAAAGUCCAAAUGGUGCGUGAUUGAAAAAUAAAAGAAAUUUUUUAGUUUAAAA